AUGUCUGAAAUGACGACACAUGCACAUAGUGACGAUACUUUAAUACAUGAUUCUCAACUUAGUGGAUUCUCAGCAUUUAGAGAACGUCUUGGUUUCUGCUGCUGUCGAUUAUUUAAAAGAAGUUCACAAUAUGAUUUAUCUUCUGCUUUAAAACAUGAUGGAGCAGGACUACAACCAGAGAAAUCGUCUUAUAUGAAUCAAGCAUUACAAGGAGAAAAACAAGCAAGAAAAGAUAAACUAGAAAAAAUUGCGAAGACUUUGCCUGGUGAAAUAACAACUGGAACACGAGGAAUAAAAGGACCUUUAUCAUCAACACAAACUCCAACACGUUCAAUAACAACAAUAACACACGGAACACCACGUUCGGGUAUUACUCUAGCUCAAACACGACCUCAAAUGAAUACACCGAUUUCAAAAACAGGAAUAUCAACUAUUACUAAACCAUCACCAUCGACUAUAAAUACAAAAAAUAAUAAAAAAGAUUCAGAUGAAACAACUAAUUCAAGUGAAGAAGAAAGUUCAUCCGAUGAUGAUAAAUCAUCUGAUUCUGAUAGUGCUUCUGCAAAACGACCUCCAAUUAACCGUGCAAAUAAUAAUCGACGAUAA
This is a messenger RNA of Rotaria sp. Silwood1, 606 nucleotides long. Lineage: Eukaryota; Metazoa; Rotifera; Eurotatoria; Philodinida; Philodinidae. The record is from the annotation of a GenBank genome assembly.